Molecule: messenger RNA, 2026 nt
Organism: Bufo gargarizans (Asiatic toad)
Lineage: Eukaryota; Metazoa; Chordata; Amphibia; Anura; Bufonidae
Gene: PIWIL4
Product: piwi like RNA-mediated gene silencing 4
Exons: 16
Coding region: 13-1986 (657 amino acids)
Biological process (GO): regulatory ncRNA-mediated gene silencing
Cellular component (GO): P granule
Molecular function (GO): protein binding; piRNA binding
Source: RefSeq, a predicted model, not a curated record
CAGACGUGAAAAAUGCUGCUGUCUAUAGGCUACAACCUGCGGGUCAUACGUAAUAAUGUGGUGUUUAAAUGUCUCAACAUGUACCAAGUUGGACGCAACUACUUCUGCCCGUCAGAUCCUGUGGAUAUUCCUCAGCACAGGCUGACUUUGUGGCCCGGAUUCUCUGCAUCAGUCACUUACCUCGAGAACCAGCUGACUCUGAGCGCAGAUGUCAGCCACAAAGUCCUGCGCAACGAGACCGUGCUGAGCUCCAUGAAUGAGAUGUACUCCAGGAUCCCCAAAGAGAGGUUCACCGAAGCCUGUGAGAAAGAGUUUCUGGGGAUGGUCGUGUUAACCAGAUACAACAACAAAACCUACCGAGUGGAUGACAUUGAUUGGUCGAUCAAACCCACGGACACUUUCUCGAAAAAAGACGGCACUAAGAUUUCCUACGUGGAGUAUUAUAAGCAGCAAUACAAUCUGGAGCUGACUGACUUAUUCCAGCCCGUGCUGGUCAGCAGCUUUAGGGUGAAGAAGAACGAGGCGUCUGACGCUCCCCUCGUUGUUCACCUACUUCCAGAACUGUGCUAUGUCACUGGGCUGUCGAGCCGCGCGCUUACGGACUUCCGACUGAUGAAAGACCUGUCGCUGGAAACGCAAUUAAACCCGGAGCGCAGGCAGAAGAGGCUGCAGAGGCUGGCAGACAACAUCCAGGAGAGUCGGGAGGCGAGCGCACAACUAGCAAAAUGGGGGCUGCAACUGGAGGCGCAGCUGUCUGUCACCGGGCGCGUCAUUCCACCUGAAAAGAUUUGCUUGCGGGACAAUAUCUGCCAGCCUGCGUCUGCUGCCGACUGGUCUCGAGAUACACGGGACGGGAGGAUGAUCUGCGCCAAGCCUCUGUCCAACUGGCUUCUGCUGUUCAGCCACCGCAGCGCAGCUGUUGCGGAAAAGCUGGUCCACAGUCUGAUCAAAGUGGGCGAUGGAAUGGGCUUCUCUGUGGAAUACCCCAGAAUAGUACAAGUAGAAGACAGCUCGGUUUCGUUCCUGCGGGCUCUGCAGCAACAUGUGAACCCCGAAGUUCAGCUGGUGUUUUGCAUUCUUCCCUCCCAGUCCAAAGACAACUACGAUUCCAUAAAAAAGUACCUCAGCCUGGAACAGCCGGUCCCGAGCCAGUGUGUGCAGAACCGUACCCUGAACAAGCAGCACAUGCUCAUGAGCGUCGCCAGUAAAAUCGCCCUGCAGAUCAUCUGUAAAACCGGAGGAGAGCUGUGGGCGGUAGAGAUCCCUCUCAAGUCUCUGAUGGUGAUCGGGAUCGAUGUCAACAAGGACGCCAUCAAUAAGUCUCAUACAGUCGUGGGCUUUGUGGCCAGCACAAAUUCAAGACUAACCAAGUGGUUUUCACAGUGCAUCAUUCAGAAAACAGCAACCGAUUUUGCUGAUUGCUUGAAAGUUUGCAUGAAAGGCGCUAUUGAAAAGUGGCAAAAAUGUAAUAACGACUUGCCCAACCGUAUAAUCAUCUACCGGGAUGGAGUUGGAGAUGGACAGCUGCAGAUGGUUGUUCAGUAUGAAAUCCCUCAACUUCUUGGCUUCUUUAAACAGUCCCAGCCUGCAUACAGCCCUAGGGUCACUGUGGUUGUGGUGAGGAAGAGAUGCACCACCAGGUUCUUCAGUCAAUCUCAUCGAGGAUUACAGAACCCCCCACUGGGAACCAUUGUGGACAAUGAAGCUACAAGACCAGAAUGGUAUGACUUUUUCCUCAUAAGCCAGAACGCUCGGCAGGGAACGGUGAAUCCCACCUACUACAACGUUUUGUACGACAGCAACUGUCUGAAACCGGACCACCUGCAGCGCCUCACCUACAAAAUGUGCCACCUGUACUACAACUGGCAGGGUGUGAUCCGUGUGCCCGCUCCAUGCCAGUACGCCCAUAAACUCACCUUCCUUGUUGGGCAGAGCAUCCACCGAGAGCCAAGAAUUGAGCUUUCAAACACCUUGUUUUACUUAUAAGUUGUUGUACACUGUACUUCUAGUAACGGCAGGACAGAUC